CUUACACUCUCUAUCUCCCUUGUCGCCUGUCACUGUCCUUUCAAAAUGAGCGCCCAGGCAUACUACGAGCUUUACCGCGGGAGCAGCCUUGGACUCUCCCUUACCGACACGCUCGAUGACCUGAUCAACGAAGGCCGGAUUGAGCCGCAACUGGCCAUGAAGAUUCUCUCCACCUUCGACCGAAUCAUCACCGAGGUGCUCGCGGAUAAAGUGCGGGCUCGGCUCACGUUCAAGGGUCAUCUCGAUACCUACCGAUUCUGCGACGAAGUGUGGACCUUCCUCAUCAAAGACGUUACCUUCAAACUCGAUAACCAGACUACCGUGUCGGCGGAUAAGGUGAAGAUCGUGAGCUGCAACAGCAAGAGGCCUGGGGAGGCGUGAAUGCGAAGAGAAAGGCUACGAGAUUUGUCUCGGCUGACACUUUCUUUUCUGGUUCUUGUCCACCUGUCAUCGGACGGCGUUAUGCGAUCAUUGUUCUCUUCUUGUGGAUUAUUUAUUUCUUUUUCUUACGCUGGGAUAUCGCAUGCUGAUUAAUAUGGGGUUAUGACUUCACUUUCGGCGUUUCAGGUCAGCAUGAGAGUUGUGUUACAUACUUUAUGUGGAGGUUAGAAUAGAUUGAAAUCAGAUACCCGAUUCGCAC
This is a messenger RNA of Aspergillus ibericus CBS 121593, 640 nucleotides long. RefSeq names its product transcription initiation factor IIA subunit gamma. The record is from RefSeq and is a predicted model, not a curated record. The coding region runs from base 46 to 381 and encodes 111 amino acids. Gene Ontology annotation, biological process: RNA polymerase II preinitiation complex assembly; transcription initiation at RNA polymerase II promoter. NCBI's taxonomy places the organism in Eukaryota, Fungi, Ascomycota, Eurotiomycetes, Eurotiales, Aspergillaceae. The transcript is spliced from 3 exons. Gene Ontology annotation, cellular component: transcription factor TFIIA complex. Gene Ontology annotation, molecular function: RNA polymerase II general transcription initiation factor activity; TBP-class protein binding.